GUAAAGAGUUCCUGAUUAAUUAGAUAACAGAGCAAAUUACUUCUGAUAUCGAAACGAAAUGAGUGAUAAUGUGCUUCGAACGCAUGAAAUGACACACCGUUUUAUAAUUGAAAGCAGACCUUUCAGAUAUGAUGUCCGUCCUCAGAGCAUUUGGUUUGCCUGUUUAUUCAAAAAAGAACAAGCCAUUGAGGAUAAUUAUAAUAAUCGCAUUUUUACCGCGGGCUCAAAUAAGGGGAUCUUAUUUUAUAACAAACGGAAUGAGUUACGUAAUAUAUAUCAUGUUAAGAUUUAUUAACAAAAGUGCAGUUCGUACUGCCUUCAGUUAGUUAUGGCGUGUAAAAGCGUUGUGUUAUUUUUCCUGUUCCAGAUUACCACCGUAUUCUCUUCCGAAGAAACAGCUGCAUUUUCUCGUUCAUUACAUUUCACAACGCGGGAAAAUAAGCAGCUUAAGGGAUACGUUGUCAAACGGUUUGAUUCUCCCAGUUUGUUAUCGUGCGACCAACAAUGUAUGAGGAACGCUUGGUGUACUUCUACAAACUACAAGAUGUCAUCCAAGAAGGGCGGCAAAGGAACUUGUGAACUGAACAAGCACGACAUCUCACUCAUCAACGAAAACGCCAACUUUCACGAUCAACAGGGAGCCACUUUCUCUAUGCUGCUGACUCCUUGUGAUGUCAAUCCGUGCAUGAACGGAGGGACCUGUUAUCCAGCAGAGGGAAAGUACGACUUCAAAUGCGCAUGCGCGUCAGCUUUCAGUGGAAAAACGUGCGCUAAGGCGUACAAGAGCUGCGCGGAGCUGUUCGACGCUGGUUUCACCGAAGAUGGUGUCUACCAAAUCCUGAGUGACAAGUCCGAAAUAAUUAAUAUCUACUGUGACCAGUCCAGCUGGGGAGGAGGCUGGACCAUGGUAUUCAAGCUCGUGUCUGGUGUCUCCGCUGACAUAUAUCAACUGUGGACGUCAGCAGAUUCUUUGAACGAGAACAAAACAGAAGCACUGAACGUCAAUUCCUCAUUUAAAGGACAUUAUAAAAACCACUUUGUACAAAACUGGCAAACCGCCAAUCCUAAGGAGGCGCGAGUGGCAUUGUACAACAUUAAUGACUCCAAAGCGGAAAUUCUUUCCCUGGUUUUCAACGCUACUAAGUCCAGCAAGUUAAACUGGUUUUCUAGAGAUCGUCUAACUCACUCACCCUGGCCUGACCUAUAUACUGGAAGGAUUCGUGGCUUCGAUCUUCAAGGGUGCUGUGGCAGAAAUUUCUACAUUUUUAGGCGGCAAGGCGGCUGCCCCAAUGAUUAUGGAUGGCUUGUAGUAACUUCCAAUAAUUGUGCCUGGGAGACUCGCUUCCCUUCAAGAACAGUCCUUUACAGUAACCGCACAACCGUCAUACACUGGAACGAGUAUGGAAAUGUUGGAAGAGCAAAUACUUUGCUAGUGUAUAUUCGCUGAAGCAAGUGUUGCCGACAAAAUAAGUUCAUUGGACGAUUCGUGUUAUUGGAAAAAAAUAUAUGGCUGCGACAGAGCUGGACUACAGAGAUGACUCAACUGCUGAGAGCUACAAAAAAAAUCCAACAUUGCAGCAGAAAUGAUAAUCUAAACCCAAACCCGAGUCUGAAAAGUAAACUGUAGACGCAGUAGAGCGAAAAAUUGUUUUUUAUACCAUGCAACAGGAAAAUUCCGCCAAUCAGAAUGCAGGAAAGCCGUUGCAUAUUCGACGGCAUUACAUCCAACCUUCCCAUCAUGCUCCGCGCGUAUGU
Orbicella faveolata is the source of this 1755-nucleotide messenger RNA. RefSeq lists its product as uncharacterized. NCBI's taxonomy places the organism in Eukaryota, Metazoa, Cnidaria, Anthozoa, Scleractinia, Merulinidae. Gene Ontology annotation, molecular function: oligosaccharide binding. The record is from RefSeq and is a predicted model, not a curated record.